Ylistrum balloti is the source of this 1209-nucleotide messenger RNA. Its product is annotated as keratin-associated protein 5-4-like. The transcript is spliced from 12 exons. The record is from RefSeq and is a predicted model, not a curated record. The coding region runs from base 1 to 1143 and encodes 380 amino acids. Lineage: Eukaryota; Metazoa; Mollusca; Bivalvia; Pectinida; Pectinidae. Gene Ontology annotation, molecular function: metal ion binding.
AUGCCGGUUGCUGCGCCACCAACUGUAGAUGUACUGGAUGUAAGGUCAAGUGCGCAUGCUUUCGCACCAAUUUCGCAUGCUCUGUUGGAUGCCAGACAGGACAGUGUUGUGAAACCAAAGCCUGUUUGUGCAAUGGAAAUUGCCAAUGUCCUAAGUGCAGAUGCACUUGCGCAUGUGGAUGCACUGGACCAACAACCUGUAAGUGUGCCUCUGGCUGCACGUGUAAGCAGUGUUUUGUGCGCCAUGUGUUCGGAGGGGAGCUGCGACUGUACUAGUACAGACUGCUGUAGCAGCAGCUGUAGUUGUCCGAGAUGUAAGGCCAGCUCCCAAGGCUUAGCGGCUAAAGGUACUACCUGUCUUGAUGGAAUAUGCCAAAUUGGACGCAAGUGUGAGUGUGGUGACUCUUGUCAGUGCAGUGACGGAUGUCAGUGUCCUAAAUGUAAAGCCGGAUGCAAAUGUGCAGGUGCCUACUUCGUUUGCUCCUCAGAAUGCAUGUCCGGCAAAUGUUGUGGAACCAAAACAUGCCAGUGCGACGGGAAAUGUACUUGUCCUAAAUGCAGAUGUAACUGCGCAUCCGCCGUGUACUGCGCCAAGUGUCCUGGAGGGAGGUGUGGUUGUACUGGUGCAGACUGUUGUACCAAAAACUGUAGAUGCCCCGGAUGUAAGAGCGGUUGUGGAUGCUUCCCGAAGAAGGAUGCCAUCUGUCCUGGUGGACAAUGUAAGGUCGGGCGUGCGUGUGAGUGUGGAGAUUCCUGCACGUGCAAUGACACUUGUCAGUGCUCUGUCUGCAAGGCUGGCUGCAAGUGUGGAGGUGCCAAUGCUGUAUGUUCUGCGAACUGUCAUUCAGGGCAAUGCUGUGGAACUAGUGCUUGUCAGUGCAGUUGCAACUCUGCUGCCGCUGUGUUCUGUGCCAAAUGUCCCGGGGGGAGGUGUGGUUGUACUGGUGUGCGAUGUUGUACCAGCAACUGUAGAUGUCCCGGGUGUAAAGUCAAUUGUGGAUGUUUCUCGGCUAAGCGAGCUACUUGCCCGGAUGGAGUUUGCCAGAUAGGGCGUGCAUGUAAAUGUGGCUGCAAGUGCAGUAGCGCAUGCCAGUGUCCAUUCUGCAAGGCUGGGUGCAAAUGUGCAGGAAACUACCUGCGAUAGGGGGUGUACUGGACCCUGCACUUGUAGAUGUGCUACAGGCUGCACAUGUAAGCAUUUAGUGAUGAC